Messenger RNA from Penaeus monodon (black tiger shrimp), 2979 nucleotides. Its product is annotated as major facilitator superfamily domain-containing protein 12-like. Gene Ontology annotation, cellular component: membrane. The record is from RefSeq and is a predicted model, not a curated record. Gene Ontology annotation, molecular function: symporter activity. NCBI's taxonomy places the organism in Eukaryota, Metazoa, Arthropoda, Malacostraca, Decapoda, Penaeidae. Gene Ontology annotation, biological process: carbohydrate transport.
UGUUAGGCUUCGAGAAGAAUUCGUGGGCGUCCCGACCCGCUCGCUCGACCCUCUUAAGACCCAAGGAAAAAGUCUGUAGCAUCACUUCCCGUCUCUUUUCCCCGCAGAGCCGUGGGCGCCGCCCUCUUCCUUCCUCAUACGUGGUCGAGAGGGAGACUCGGCGGAGGCGCCGUCGAGAGGCAACCGAGGAGGGCAGACCAGGUGUAAUGUGAGUGACCGCGACCACCUGAGCCGUCGGUCAUGUGGCGGCGGGUCGGAGGGACGCGACAGCCGCCCAGCCCGCCACACCGUCGAGGCGAGUCACGGGGCACUGAGCUCCUCCUCCUCCUCCAGCGGAUCUUCCUCGCACAGCCGGCAACGAAGCACGGUUUCCCGGCGAGGCCGUGGCGUUCCGACCGCACAACGUGAGUGUUCUCUGAAGGAGGAGGACUCGGCCAGUCAUGCCAGGCCGGUGCGACGUGAGUGAGUGAUAUUUUUCUGACGAAGUGCAGGAUGUGGUGAUCGAAAUGGCGGAAUUCUGAUGUAUGGUGUUGGAGGAACCAGUGGCUUUUGGAAUAAAAUUUUAACAAUUGUGAAUUUACUGAAUUCGAAAAUAGUUAUUCCAAAAUUAUUUUAAAAGGAGUGAGACAUAAAAGGAAAUUAGAAAGGAAAGAGAAAGAAAGGAUAGAAAGUAAAAGAGAAAGAGAGAAAAAAGGAAUCUGGUGUAGAGGAAGCAUAUUCCAAUGAAGAAAGAGGGGAAUGCACACGGGUGUAGAUCUCUAGUCAAACCGCACUACUGAAACGUCGAAAACUUGUCCGAACGAACUUCUGAAGUCAGAAAUGUAACUUUGAAGAAGAGAAGAAACGACGUGAUAGAUUUUACGACUUUAAAAAACUGAAGAGACAGGAAGCAAAACAAAAAAAAUAAAGAGAACAAGAAAGCCCAAGGAGCAGUACUUACAGCAGACGCGAGGGUCGGCCGAGGACACAGAGAUGGCGUUGAGUCGGAGGAUCAAAUUCGGAUACGGCGUCGGGCAUGUCCUCAACGACCUGUGCGCCUCCAUGUGGUUCACAUAUCUGCUCGUCUACCUUCAGUAUGUUCUGCAGCUGGAUCGAGGCUUAUCCGGCUUCCUGCUGAUGGUGGGGCAGGUGGCGGAUGCUGUCUCGACGCCUCUCGUGGGGAUGCAGAGCGACCGGGGAUGCAGCAUCUCGAACUACGGCAGGAGGAAGACUUGGCAUCUCAUCGGCACCAUCUGUGUCCUCGUCUCUUUUCCAUUCAUCUUCAUCGUGUGCGGAAUCUGCUUCGGCGCCCUUGGCUUCGGCUACGUUCUCUUGCUGGGCUUCAUGAUUUGCCUCUUCCAGUUCGGCUGGGCUUCCGCGCAAGUCUCUCAUCUCGCUCUCAUCCCGGACUUGACGGACUCGAAGGCCGAAAGAGAGGAACUGAACUUAAUCAGGUAUGUGUUCGACGUGUGCAGUGACGUCUUGGUGUACCUCGUGGCUUGGGUCGCCUUCUCCGAAGACUCGUUUGAAGAGCGGUUCAUUGAUCCGGGAGAUUCGGGGAAAUUCAAGAGCAUCACCCUCACCAUCCUGGUCGUCGGCACCAUCUUCUCCACCAUCUUCCACGUGAUGACGCCUGAGGACACGAGCGGCAGGUGGUCGCGCGACGACGAGGCCGAGAUCAUCACGCAGGAGGCCGGCACAGCGCAGACGCCGGCCGAAGACGCUGCAGAAGGGGACCGCGUCAGGAGACCGAGGGUGCAGAUGACGUGGCGGGACUGGCUGACGGAGCCGCAGUUCUACCAGGUUCGGGCGUUCGUGUCCUGGGCUCGCCUGGUGGCCAAUCUUGCAAACAUAUAUAUGCCAAUUUACCUGCAGGAGACUGUACAUGCAAAGGAGACCAUGAUCGCGCUCAUCCCUCUAGUGAUGAGUUUAUCCGGCGUCGGUGCUUCCUUCCUCCUCCGGCUGCUGAGGAAGGGGAUUGGCAAGAAGGCAGCGACGGUCGUGGGCAUCGUCGUGGGUCUAGUGGCGAGCACGUGUCGCCGCUGGUCCAGCUGGGAUCUCUCCGUGGCCGAGCUGUGGGCGUCCCGGUUCCUGCUGGCCCUCCUGGUACCCUUCGGCCGUGAUCUGAUCGGACGCAGCACCAACAGCUCAGCCUUCGUGUACGGAAGCAUGAGUUUCGGGGACAAAGUGCUAAACGGCAUUGCUGUCUUCAUGAUCCAGGAACUGACCCGAGUGGCAUGCGAGGGUCCCAACUGUUCCAUCUAUUACCGUCAUGUCAUGAGUCUUGGCAUAUUCGUUCCGCUAAUCCUGGCAUUUGUCGCUAUUUGCAUUCUCUCGCGUGUCAAGUUGGGGCGCACGCGGAAACUCGUACAAGCUCAACAGGACGAGGAAGAGACAAGCGUGAGCUCCAUCCACUCCGAAUCGAGUGAAAUUCUCUUGUCUCCCGGGACCAACCUCGGUUAUGGCGCCAUUACCAAGGCGUAGACUCGUGAUAAUAAGUUGGGUAUCGAGGCACUCAAUGCAGAUGUAUGGGUCUUUCCAGCAAUGUUCAUUUUUUAAUUGAUCAUGUUUUUUUUUUUUCAAUACUGUAGGCACAUUAUUCGACAAAGUAGAGGCUGUUUUGUUAUAAUUUCGAAUCGGGUCCGUUGCGCAUUGGAAUUUCAACAUCGAUUCGCAUUUUUUUUUUAAAGAUUUAUAAUUUUUUUUCUUUUUGAUUUAAUUGUCCUGAGAGAUCUGUGCUGUUCAGAUUAUUCCCAAUAAAACACGAAAAUAAGGAAAAAAUACGAAUAAAAGAAACACGAAGAAUCAAAAUGUUAAAAGCAAAGAUAAUUUGGUUUAUUCAUUAGAGAUAGCUUACACUUUUACAAAUGCAUAAAGAAUAUUCCAUUCUUUGUUGGAUACAUGGUUCCCCAUAGAAUACGUUGAAAGAGUAACAUUGUAAAUCAUGAAUAUAUUAUAUCCACAGUAACACACGAAUCAUAGCUGUUGUUUAACCGAUCG